Aureobasidium uvarum is the source of this 501-nucleotide messenger RNA. The record is from the annotation of a GenBank genome assembly. NCBI's taxonomy places the organism in Eukaryota, Fungi, Ascomycota, Dothideomycetes, Dothideales, Saccotheciaceae.
AUGGCUGGCAAUUCCGCUCUUGCCAUCUCACAGUGGAACGUUGCUUCAUUACAACCUCCAUCGCUCAAAGCCAUGAGUCCCUGUGAGGGCAUGGACGACAUCCACCGCGAACAACUCUGCAGAGGAGGCUGGUUUUCCAUGAGCAACUUUGAUCUGAUUGCAAAGGCCAUCGUCCGUUACAACCCAAACUCUGGCUUGGAAGACUUGGACGACUUGGACGAGAUGUACCGAAGAAAGCCUGUGGACAGCAAGUUCUGGGAAGACAAGAGGAUCGACGUGAAAAAGAUCCGGUGUCCCGUCUACAUGAGAGGCUCAGAGGUGAGCGCCUUGCACACCAUGAGUUCCAUCGGAGGAUGGCUCGAGAGCAAGCACGAUCGAAAACGGAUUCAUUGGGGCAGCACUCAAGGGUGGUACGAGCUGUACGGUCAGCCCAAAUCUAACCACGAGCUGCAGAAAUACUUCGACCGCUUCUUGAAGGGCAAGCAAAACAACUGGGAUUGA